Phyllostomus hastatus (greater spear-nosed bat) is the source of this 951-nucleotide messenger RNA. Its product is annotated as olfactory receptor 1J4-like. Lineage: Eukaryota; Metazoa; Chordata; Mammalia; Chiroptera; Phyllostomidae. Gene Ontology annotation, molecular function: G protein-coupled receptor activity; olfactory receptor activity. Gene Ontology annotation, biological process: G protein-coupled receptor signaling pathway. Gene Ontology annotation, cellular component: membrane. The record is from RefSeq and is a predicted model, not a curated record.
AUGAGGCCUGAGAACCAGAGCAGCGUGUCCAAUUUCCUCCUCCUGGGGCUCCCCAUCAGGAGGGAGAGCAGGGGGAUGUUCUUCUCUCUGUUCCUGGGCAUGUACCUGACCACAGUGCUGGGCAACCUGCUCAUCAUCCUGCUCAUCAGGCUGGACCCCCACCUGCACACGCCCAUGUACUUCUUCCUCAGCCACUUGGCCUUCUCUGACUUUUCUCUGUCAUCUGGCACUGUCCCUAAGAUGCUGAUGAACAUGCAGACUCAGCAACAAUCCAUCCCCUAUGUGGGAUGCAUUUCUCAGUUGUAUUUUCUCAUGCUUUUUGGCUGUCUUGAAAAUAUCCUUCUUGCCAUGAUGGCAUAUGACAGGUAUGUGGCCAUUUGUCACCCUCUACACUAUAACACCAUCAUGAGGGAUGAGUUGUGUGUGCUGCUGGCAGCUGCCUCAUGGAUUACUUCAUGUGCCCAUGCCCUGUUGCACACUGUCCUCUUGGUCCGACUCUCCUUCUGUGCCGACAAUGUCAUCACCCACUUCUUCUGUGACAUCACUGUGCUCCUAAAGCUCAGCUGCUCAGACAUCUCCCUCAAUGAGCUGGUCAUUCUCACUGAGGGAGGAAUGAUUUUACUUUUGCCUUUGGCUCUUACUUUGGGCUCAUACAUCCGUAUAGGCACCAUCAUCCUGAGGGCUCCCUCCACUAAGAGACUCUUGAAAGCCUUCUCUACCUGUGGCUCCCAUCUCUUUGUGGUGUGUUUAUUCUAUGGGACAACUGUAGGUGUUUACUUUUUGUCCUCAUCAUGGGAUUCCAGAGAUGUAAUUGCUUCGGUCAUGUAUACGGUAGUUACCCCCAUGCUGAACCCCUUCAUCUACAGUCUGAGGAACAGAGAUGUAAAGGAGGCCUUAGAAUAUUUCUCUACAGGAUUAAAAAAGUUAAUAUAUCAACCAGGUCAUGUUUGA